This is a messenger RNA of Paraglomus brasilianum, 1200 nucleotides long. NCBI's taxonomy places the organism in Eukaryota, Fungi, Glomeromycota, Glomeromycetes, Paraglomerales, Paraglomeraceae. The record is from the annotation of a GenBank genome assembly.
AUGGCCUCUUCGUCGAGCUCGUCCUCCAACGACCCAGAUAGACGUAAUAAAGCCCAAGCUGAUUACGUCAAGAAACUAAAAGAGCGGCGUGAAAUUGAGGCAAAAGUGAAAGAAUUUCGCCUUGACCUUCAAGAGCUUGAAAAACAGUACGAAAAGACAGAAGAAGACAUUAAAGCUCUACAAAGUGUAGGCCAAAUUAUAGGAGAAGUUCUGAAGCAGUUAGACGAAGAGCGCUUCAUCGUCAAGGCCUCAUCUGGUCCACGCUAUGUCGUUGGAUGUCGAAAUAAAGUAAACAAAGAGAAGCUCAAACAGGGCACGCGUGUCGCUUUGGACAUGACAACUUUAACUAUCAUGCGGAUGCUGCCCAGAGAAAUAGAUCCUUUGGUUUAUAAUAUGAGUCUGGAAGAUCCAGGGAAAGUGAAUUUUGCAGGAAUCGGCGGUCUUACCGAACAGAUUCGUGAGCUUCGUGAGGUGAUUGAACUUCCUUUAAUGAACCCAGAACUUUUCCUUCGUGUGGGCAUCAAGCCGCCGAAAGGCGUACUCUUGUAUGGUCCGCCGGGUACUGGCAAGACACUUUUAGCUCGCGCUGUAGCAAGUACCUUGGAAACGAACUUUUUGAAGGUUGUUUCCAGCGCAAUCGUGGAUAAGUAUAUCGGCGAAAGCGCAAGAUUAAUUCGCGAGAUGUUUGGAUAUGCCAAAGACCACGAGCCUUGUAUCAUUUUUAUGGACGAGAUUGAUGCUAUUGGCGGAAGGCGCUUCUCAGAAGGAACUAGUGCUGACAGAGAAAUUCAAAGAACUCUGAUGGAGCUGCUUAAUCAAAUGGACGGCUUCGAUUAUCUCGGCCAGACCAAACUAAUUAUGGCCACUAAUCGACCCGAUACACUUGAUCCUGCAUUGUUGCGACCAGGUCGGUUAGAUCGUAAGAUCGAAGUUCCAUUGCCCAAUGAACAAGGGCGGCUGGAAAUUCUAAAGAUUCACGCAGCACCUAUCACAAAGCACGGCGAAAUAGAUUAUGAGGCUAUUGUAAAAUUAUCGGACGGUUUCAAUGGUGCUGAUCUACGGAAUGUGUGUACAGAAGCAGGCAUGUUUGCAAUUCGCGAAGAGCGCGAUUAUGUAGAACAAGAAGAUUUUAUGAAAGCGGUCAGAAAAGUUAGCGAUGCAAAAAAACUGGAAUCCAAGUUGGAUUACGAGAAGCUAUAG